Messenger RNA from Juglans microcarpa x Juglans regia, 6527 nucleotides. Its product is annotated as phosphatidylinositol 4-kinase alpha 1. Gene Ontology annotation, molecular function: 1-phosphatidylinositol 4-kinase activity. NCBI's taxonomy places the organism in Eukaryota, Viridiplantae, Streptophyta, Magnoliopsida, Fagales, Juglandaceae. Gene Ontology annotation, cellular component: plasma membrane; cytoplasm. Gene Ontology annotation, biological process: phosphatidylinositol phosphate biosynthetic process; phosphatidylinositol-mediated signaling. The transcript is spliced from 26 exons. The record is from RefSeq and is a predicted model, not a curated record. Bases 145 to 6258 code for a protein of 2037 amino acids.
GAAUGAAUGUAGAAAUCCUAUAAACUGAUUAUAACAACAGCGACAUUAACGAUAUCAUGGAAUACUAGAGAGAACACCACCAAUGUGCGAACCCUAGAAACAUUCUCCAUUUUCCCUGUGAGUCUUUGGAUUCGAUCGCUGGAAAUGGAGGCUCUGAAGGAGCUCUGCGACCUGGUCGCUCAGAACCCGACCCUUUUCUCUGACAAGCUCGCGUGGUUGUGCAACCGGUGCCCCCAACCCGAGUCCCUUUUUGCCGGAUCUCCUCGGGUCUCCCGCUCUCAGCUCAAUGCUGUCCUCGCCGUCUCCCGCUUCCUCUCCAAAUGCUCCGAUUUCUCCGAUCCCCGACCAAAAUCCGUCGUCCUCGGGUUCCUCCGCUCCGUUCCCUUCUCGUUUGCGGGGUCUUUUUGGCCUCAAUCCUUCACCACAGACUCGAUCGCCUCCUUCUUCUGCGAUUUCCUGAGCUACAUCUCCAAUGCCGCUGAAUUGUCCUCCGAUUUUUCCACAGAGAUCGCAGGGUUCACCGGAGACGCUGUGUUAUCGGCAAUUAGUGAGAAUUCCUCGAUUGCUAGGGUUUUCUUAACAGCCUUGGCGCAGAGUUUCCUGCCCAUUUUGCCCUCCGAUGCCGAUAAAUUGGUCACUUGCCUCAUCGAUCAACUCGCGAUCCCGGUCCCAGUCCCCGGCACACCGAGAGAGCAAGUUGCAACGUCGAAUUCUGCGACUUCAUCGACGCAGAGCUCCCCGUUGAGCGCGAACCAUUACCAGCCGAAUGAGAGUGCGAGUCCCGGAAAUGAGGUGAGCCACGUGUCCGGUUCAACCUCCAGUUCGAGGGUUGGGGACGAGGCCACGAGUGCGACGUCAUCGAGGGGUUCGAUGGUGAUGAAUGGGGGAAGCAUCGUCUGGAAGAGUGGGGUCGAUCAGUUGGCUCUGAAUCUGGGGUUCAAUGAUGGGGGUGGAGGUGAAGCUACGUUUAGGCAACAGGUCGCUUCGUUCGAGGAGGAGUCCAUUGAGAGCUUGGAAAAGCAGGAGAUUGCAUUCAAACUCAUUGCGCAUGUUUUGGAUAAGGUCCAUAUUGAUUCUAGACUUUCUGAUCAGGUGAGGUUGAUUGUGAAGAAGCAGCUCCAAUCUUUAUCUUUUUUUCUGAAGAUUCGGAAGCGGGAUUGGAACGAACAGGGGGUGCUUUUGAAAGGCAGAAUCAAUACGAAGCUAUCGGCUUAUCAGGCUGCGGCUAAGUUGCAAAUUAAGAGUAUUGUGGUCCUUGACUCUGACGGAAAAUUCACUAAGAGGUUGGUGCACGAGGCAGUUGCAUUGCUGAUUGACGCGGCAGAAGCUUGUUUGCUCUCGGUAUGGCGCAAGCUGAGAUCUUGUGAAGAGCUCUUUGACUCCUUGCUCGCAGGGGUUGCACAAGUUUCUGUGGCUCGAGGAGGUCAACCACUCCGUGUUUUGCUCAUCCGCCUUAAGCCCAUUGCGCUGGCUGUCUGUGCACAGCAGGCUGAUACUUGGGGCAGCAGCCAGGGAGCUAUGUUUGAGAGUGUCAUGAAGACUAGUUGUCAGAUAAUUGAAUCUUGCUGGACCAAGGAUCGGGCUCCUGUGGACACAUAUAUCAUGGGAUUGGCUACAAGUAUACGUGAACGGAACGAUUAUGAGGAACAGGGUAAUAAGGAAAAACAGGCAAUUCCUGUAGUGCAACUCAAUGUUAUACGCUUACUAGCUGACUUAAAUGUGGCUGUAAAAAAAUCCGAAGUGGUGGACAUGAUAUUACCCCUUUUCGUUGAAAGCUUAGAAGAGGGUGAUGCCUCAACUCCUAGUUUAUUGCGACUCAGACUUCUUGAUGCUGUAUCUCGAAUUGCAAGCCUAGGGUUCGAGAAGUCCUAUCGUGAGACAGUAGUUCUGAUGACAAGAAGUUACUUAGGUAAACUCUCAAGUCUAGGAUCUGCUGAAAGCAGAACAGUUCCACCUGAAGCCACAACAGAACGCGUUGAGACUCUUCCUGCAGGAUUUCUUCUGAUUGCUAGUGGUCUUAUGAGUGUGAAACUGCGCUCAGACUAUCGUCACCGUUUGCUAUCUUUAUGCUCGGACGUAGGCCUGGCUGCUGAGUCCAAAAGUGGAAGGAGUGGAGCAGAUUUUCUGGGGCCUCUGCUUCCUGCUGUUGCUGAAAUAUGUUCCGACUUUAAUCCUACUAUAGAUGUGGAACCUUCACUUUUGAAGUUAUUUCGCAACUUGUGGUUCUAUUUUGCACUUUUUGGCUUAGCACCACCCAUACAGAAUUUUCAAGUACCAACAAAGUCAAUGUCCAGUACACUGAAUAGCGUGGGAAGCAUGGGUGCUAUUGCUCUCCAAGCUGUGGGUGGACCAUACAUGUGGAAUACACAGUGGUCUUCUUCUGUUCAGCGUAUUGCUCAAGGGACUCCUCCACUAGUUGUUAGCUCGGUGAAAUGGCUCGAAGAUGAGUUAGAACUCAAUGCUCUUCACAACCCAGGCAGUCGUCGAGGGAGUGGCAACGAGAAAGCUGCUGUGACCCAGAGGGCUGCUCUUUCUGCUGCUCUUGGAGGACGAGUUGAUGUUGCAGCAAUGAGCACAAUUUCAGGUGUAAAGGCUACCUAUCUCCUUGCAGUAGCUUUUCUAGAGAUUAUACGCUUUAACAGCAAUGGUGGCAUCCUCAAUGGUGGGACUACUGUGACUACUUCUAGAAGUGCCUUCAGUUGUGUCUUUGAAUACCUAAAAACUCCCAAUCUUAUGCCGGCUGUCUUCCAGUGUUUAACAGCAAUUGUCCACAGGGCAUUUGAAACGGCAGUAUCGUGGCUGGACGAUCGAAUAUCUGAUACAGGAGACCAAGCUGAGGUCAGAGAAUCUAUUCUAUUUGCCCAUACCUGUUUUCUUAUCAAAAGUAUGUCUCGGAGAGAGGAACACAUACGGGAUAUUGCUGUCAACCUGUUGACUCAAUUUAGAGAUAGGUUUCCACAGGUUUUAUGGAAUUCAUCUUGUCUAGAUUCUCUGCUAUUCUCAAUUCAUAACGAGUCACCUUCUGCUGUUGUCAAUGAUCCUGCUUGGAUGGUGGCAGUUCGUUCUUUGUACCAAAAGAUAGUUCGAGAAUGGAUCAUCAAAUCACUUUCAUAUGCUCCUUGUACUAGCCAGGGUCUUCUACAGGAAAAGCUUUGCAAAGCAAACACAUGGCAAAGAGCUCAGCAUACAACUGAUGUGGUUUCUCUAUUAUCUGAGAUAAGAAUUGGAACAGGUAAAAGUGAUUGCUGGACAGGCAUACAAACUGCAAACAUUCCGGCAGUUAUGGCUGCUGCUGCUGCUGCAUCAGGAGCAAACUUAAAAUUAACAGAGGCAUUUAACUUGGAGGUACUCAGUACUGGUAUAGUUAGUGCAACAGUGAAAUGCAACCAUGCUGGAGAAAUUACUGGCAUGAGAAACGCGUGUAGUACCUUUGGAUUUCAAUCAGGGGCUUCAACAGGCUUUGGGCUUGGGGCUGGUUUUCAAAGGUUGAUAUCCGGAGCAUUUCCUCAACAGUCACAGGCUGAGGAUGAUUUAUAUGAUGGGUGGUUACUUACGAACUUUGUGCGUUUACUUCAACAAUUUGUUAACACUGCAGAAAAAGGUGGGGAAUUGGACAAGUCGCAAUUUCGAAAAAUUUGUUCUCAGGCCACUGCAUUACUUCUGUCAAAUCUGGGUUCUGAUUCAAAAUCAAAUGUCGAGGGCUUCUCACAACUCCUACGUCUUCUUUGUUGGUGUCCGGCUUACAUUUCUACACCUGAUGCAAUGGAAACUGGUGUUUUCAUUUGGACGUGGUUAGUUUCUGCUGCACCUCAACUGGGAUCUUUAGUACUUGCCGAGCUUGUUGAUGCAUGGUUAUGGACAAUUGAUACAAAGCGAGGCCUUUUUGCAUCUGAAGCAAGGUGUUCAGGCCCUUCUGCAAAACUAAAGCCUCACCUUGCUCCUGGGGAGCCAGAAACACCACCUGAAAUUGAUCCUGUUGAGCAAAUAAUUGCUCAUAGACUAUGGCUUGGAUUUUUAAUUGAUCGCUUUGAGGUAGUUCGACACAACAGCAUAGAGCAACUCCUGCUCCUUGGUCGGCUGCUGCAGGGGACCACAAAAUUCCCUUGGAAUUUUUCACGCCAUCCUGCAGCCACUGGUACUUUUUUCACAGUGAUGCUUAUGGGGCUAAAGUUCUGCUCAUGCCAGUCCCAAGGCAAUCUGCAGAACUUUAAAGCAGGGCUUCAGCUUUUGGAGGAUCGAAUUUAUAGGGCCUCUUUGGGCUGGUUUGCUUAUGAGCCCGAAUGGUAUGACAUGAACAACAUGAGUUUUGCCCUUAGUGAGGCUCAAUCUGUCUCUGUAUUUGUUCAGUAUCUUUCAAAUGAGAGAGUAGAUCAGUCUGAAUCAAAAGCACGACCACGUGAAAACGGAAGUUCGUUGAUUGAUGUGAAUGAUCAGUAUCACCCUGUCUGGGGCCAGAUGGAGAACUACACAAUCGGAAGAGAAAAGAGAAAGCAGCUACUCUUAAUGCUAUGCCAGCAUGAGGCCGACAGGCUUGAAAUUUGGGCUCAACCCCUUAACUCAAAGGAAACUACCUCCCGGUCUAAAAUUAACUCAGAGAAAUGGAUUGAGUACGCUAGGACAGCUUUUUCUGUGGAUCCUCGGAUUUCCUUUUCCUUGGCAUCAAGGUUCCCAACAAACACACAUUUGAAAGCUGAAAUAACUCAACUGGUUCAGUCACAUAUAUUGGACAUCCGCUGCAUACCUGAAGCAUUGCCCUAUUUUGUCACCCCAAAGGCAGCUGAUGAGAAUUCUGCACUUCUGCAACAAUUGCCACACUGGGCUGCUUGUUCAAUUACUCAAGCUCUUGAGUUCCUCACUCCUGCUUAUAAGGGUCAUCCACGUGUUAUGGCAUAUGUGCUUAGGGUUCUGGAGUCCUAUCCUCCUGAACGAGUAACCUUCUUCAUGCCACAGCUUGUGCAGGCUCUGCGAUAUGAUGAAGAGAGGUUGGUUGAAGGAUAUUUGCUUAGAGCAGCUCAAAGGAGUGAUAUAUUUGCUCAUAUUCUGAUCUGGCAUCUACAGGGUGAAACGUGUGGACCAGAAUCAGGUAAAGAUGCUGCCGCUGGGAAGGUAUGUCCUCAUAAUAGUUCGUUUCAAGCACUGUUGCCAAGUGUUAGACAGCAUAUUAUCGAUGAAUUUUCUCCCAAAGCACUUGACAUGUUUCAAAGAGAAUUUGAUUUCUUCGACAAAGUUACAUCGAUUUCUGGCGUACUUUUUCCACUCCCCAAGGAAGAACGCCGAGCUGGUAUCCGGAGAGAGUUGGAGAAAAUUGAAGUGGAGGGAGAAGACCUCUAUUUACCAACUGCCCCGAACAAGCUUGUCAGGGGUAUUCGGGUGGAUAGUGGAAUUCCCUUGCAAUCGGCCGCAAAAGUCCCAAUAAUGAUUACAUUUAAUGUCGUAGAUCGUGAUGGCGACUACAGCAAUAUAAAGCCUCAAGCUUGCAUUUUCAAGGUUGGAGAUGAUUGUCGACAGGAUGUUCUUGCUCUUCAAGUGAUAGCACUUCUUAGAGACAUAUUUGAAGCAGUUGGACUUAAUCUCUAUCUGUUCCCUUAUGGUGUUCUCCCAACUGGCCCAGAGAGAGGCAUAAUUGAGGUUGUGCCUAAUACACGGAGCCGAAGUCAGAUGGGUGAAACAACAGAUGGUGGUUUGUUUGAGAUUUUUCAACAGGACUACGGGCCUGUAGGCUCUCCUAGUUUUGAAGCUGCGCGCCAGAACUUCAUCAUUAGCAGUGCUGGUUAUGCAGUUGCCAGUCUUUUACUUCAACCUAAGGAUAGGCACAACGGGAAUCUUCUUUUUGACAAUGAAGGGAGGCUUGUUCAUAUUGAUUUUGGAUUCAUCCUAGAAACUUCACCGGGGGGAAAUAUGCGCUUUGAAAGCGCACAUUUUAAGCUGAGCCAUGAGAUGACACAAUUACUUGACCCAUCCGGGGUCAUGAAGAGUGAAACCUGGAACCAAUUUGUGAGUUUAUGCGUGAAGGGGUACCUUGCUGCCCGUCGGUAUAUGGAUGGGAUUAUCAACACGGUUUUGUUAAUGCUAGAUAGUGGAUUACCUUGCUUCAGCAGGGGUGAUCCCAUUGGAAACCUUCGAAGGAGAUUUCAUCCUGAGAUGAGUGAGCGAGAAGCGGCCAUUUUCAUGAUGCGUGUGUGCACUGAUGCUUACAACAAGUGGACAACUGCUGGCUAUGACUUGAUUCAAUAUCUGCAGCAGGGCAUUGAGAAGUAAAAGGCUUUGAUUUAUUUAUUUUUUGUUUUUAAAUUUAUUUUUGGGUGCUCGACUUCACUUGUACAUGAUUGCAUGUAAUCCUGUCAAAUUAUCGUCACGUAGCUGCGAUUUUUCCUCGGGGAAGCCCCCUGCAAGUAGUGUUGAGGUGAGUAAUGUAAAAACGGCUGACACAGGAUUGAGGUCUCUGUAACCUAGUCGUGGGAUUCCUGCUGAGGGUUGUAAAAAUAUAGUUUGUAGUUAUUUAUUAAUGGGAGUUCGCAUUUUAGGGA